This is a messenger RNA of Leptidea sinapis, 10043 nucleotides long. RefSeq names its product protein mothers against dpp (gene Mad). The coding region runs from base 166 to 1443 and encodes 425 amino acids. Gene Ontology annotation, molecular function: DNA-binding transcription factor activity, RNA polymerase II-specific; RNA polymerase II cis-regulatory region sequence-specific DNA binding; I-SMAD binding. The record is from RefSeq and is a predicted model, not a curated record. Gene Ontology annotation, biological process: transforming growth factor beta receptor signaling pathway; BMP signaling pathway; SMAD protein signal transduction. The transcript is spliced from 3 exons. Lineage: Eukaryota; Metazoa; Arthropoda; Insecta; Lepidoptera; Pieridae. Gene Ontology annotation, cellular component: heteromeric SMAD protein complex.
UGUCACGCUAAUUUCUAUUUUGUAAUUUUUGUGUGAAAUUGGCAAGCGUUGUGGGUAAAACCCAAUAAAAUUGUAAUAAUCAAUGAAUCUUUAAAUAUUCUUGAAUUGUAUACGCUUGCACUUGGUGUUCUUGUAAUUCCUGGUGACUCAUCGAAGUCUACAUCAAUGUCCAGUAUGGAGACCGAUGAUGGUGAAUCUUCUAGCAGUGGCCCUAUGUCGAGCUUGAAUAGUUUAUUUUCAUUUACAAGUCCGGCUGUGAAGAAAUUACUUGGCUGGAAACAGGGUGAUGAAGAAGAAAAGUGGGCAGAGAAAGCAGUGGAUAGCCUUGUAAAGAAAUUAAAGAAACGUAAAGGUGCCAUUGAGGAGCUCGAACGAGCCUUAUCAUGUCCAGGCACACCAUCAAAAUGUGUUACAAUACCACGCUCAUUGGAUGGAAGGCUGCAGGUAUCUCAUCGGAAAGGUCUCCCACACGUGAUCUACUGCAGAGUGUGGCGUUGGCCGGACUUGCAAAGCCACCACGAGCUGAAGCCGCUCGAGAUAUGCCAAUAUCCCUUUAGCGCGAAGCAGAAAGAAGUUUGCAUAAACCCUUAUCAUUAUAAACGUGUCGAGAGCCCCGUGUUACCCCCCGUUUUAGUUCCGAGACAUUCAGAGUUCGCCCCUGGACAUUCCUUGCUUCCCUUUCAAAGGACUACUGAACCUUCUAUGCCACAUAAUGUUUCUUAUUCGGGGUCCGGUUUCCCCCCGUCGGCAACUUCAGAACUGCCAGACACCCCUCCCCCUGCGUACUCUCCCCCGUCUGACGACACGGAGCCUCCCGGGGAAGUGGCACCGGUUUCAUAUCAAGAGCCCUUAUAUUGGGCAUCAGUGGCGUAUUACGAAUUAAACUGCAGGGUCGGUGAAGUAUUCCACUGCAACUCGCAUUCAGUGGUAGUGGACGGUUUUACUGAUCCAUCAAAUAAUAGCGAUCGAUUUUGUCUCGGUCAACUCAGUAAUGUGAACCGGAACUCUACGAUAGAGAAUACUAGGCGUCAUAUAGGGAAGGGAGUGCAUUUGUAUUAUGUGGGGGGUGAGGUGUACGCCGAAUGUCUCUCCGAUGCAGCUAUAUUUGUGCAGAGUAGGAAUUGUAAUCAUCACCACGGCUUUCAUCCUUCGACAGUGUGUAAAAUACCCCCAGGUUGUUCGCUGAAGAUAUUUAAUAAUAGGGAGUUUGCACAGCUGCUUUCUCAGAGUGUCAACCAUGGGUUUGAGGCUGUGUAUGAGUUGACGAAGAUGUGCACGAUUCGAAUGUCUUUUGUCAAGGGUUGGGGCGCGGAGUACCACAGGCAAGACGUGACGUCGACGCCGUGUUGGAUCGAGAUACACUUACACGGGCCGCUGCAGUGGCUUGAUAAGGUUCUGACACAAAUGGGAUCUCCACACAAUGCCAUAUCAUCCGUGUCCUAACUGAUAAUACCAAAAUUUCUGUUAACGCCUUUCAAUCUCAAUAAUUUUUAUUGUCUGCAUUUAAUUUUUACGAAUACAGUGUUUUUUAAACAUAGUGCCAUAGAACACAGAAUCAUGAUUCGUUAAGUUUAAAAAUAACUUUUUUUUUUAUAAUUCUUAUCCACAUUGCAUCUUUGUUUAAUCGCAUAUUUUAGUAUACAGUGACAUCUCUUAACAAAAGCCGUAAUUAAAUUUAAUAUUAGCUCAAAUAAUGUGUCCAAGUGUUUUGAAAACGUUUGACGUGCUUUAGUAUAUUUGUAUCUAUAAUAUAUAAAGACAUAUUUUAAGGAUAAUUAUAUUAAUUAUACUCGUAAUUUUCUAUGACAUAAAGAUAUUAUGAUUGUAAAUAAGUGUUUGGUGGUAAGUGUCGGGAUUUUGAGUCAUUUGUAUUAAGAGCAUCGAAAUUUGCCUUUUGAUAAUAAUUGGGUAACACAACAGAUCACUGGUUGUAUUUAUUUAAUUUUUUGCCAAGAGGUUCACUAUCUAGUGUUGCCAGCUUGUAAAAAUGCACACAACGCAAACGCACAUGAUGUAAUAUGGUAACAUGGUAUGAUAGUCUGUAGAUUAGUUGUGUACACAACGUUCAAUUGACUAGGACUUGUCUCCAAAGCCGUAAAUAAAUUUAAAAAAAAAAUCAAAGUUGGGGCACGAAGUGUGUUAAUUGUAACUUAUAAUCGGAAAUGUAAGAAUGAAUCUUUCACAGUGUUGUCAUAUGGAUAGUUUACAUCAACCUUAUAUUAAUAAAGACUGAACGGUGUUUGAUGCCACAUUAAGAAUAUAGGUCUAUUAUUAAUCUACACUUUAAUUUGAAAGUCUCAUUAAUCUUCCGUAAUCAGCAAGUGCCCCAUGCCAUAGAUCGGCGCGAUAUUGGCGCGUGCGCAGCGGGCUGUCAAUGCGUAUUAUUUUACGUGUAUAAAAUUAGAGUCAGUACUUGAUAAGGGAGUAGUGUGCCGUUCGGCACUUUCGAUUUUGGUGUAUAUGAAAGAUCUAGAACAAUUUCCGAUUUUGGUAGGUUUAUGAGCAAUCAAUAACCUCCGCCCGCUCACCUCUGUUGGUGGCCAUAUCUGUUUGCAUUGAAAGAAAGAAAGAAAAUUAUUUUACUUGAUCACACAUUGCGCACAUCUGACAUUAAUAGUCGCUACUUUUAGACAGAACAAAGUCAUCUAAUCCAUGUUCAGCAAUAGCUUUGUUUGACCAUAUCAGGGUUAAAUUGAUUCAAGUCGUUACACUUCAAAAAAAAACUUGGGCGGAGCGUAAUGCGGUAGAAUCCCGAUCUCGGAAUUCCAUCAGAAUUUCUCAAUUGAUUAUCAAAUGUAGUGUGUAAAGUGCAUUAAAUCAAUACAUGACUCAGUUUAGAAUUGUUAGGUUAGGUCACAGUCAAUUCAACCUAAAAUAAAUCGCUUUCAUGAAUUGUAGUACGUAAACAAAAUCAGCUAAACGUGACGGGGUGCGGGGGAGGUCGGCUAGUUUUCAUUCGUUUGUUCAAAGACUUGUCAAAGUCAUCAAUGUCAUUGACAACUCAUUAGUGAUGGGAGAAUGGGUCGGUACUGAGUCGAAUCGAUUAUGGUAGAACGGUUUUCACAAUCAAACUAUAGAAUUAGGGGUCAACAUACAUACAUACUUACAUAUGGUCCACACAACCCCUUCAAUAGUAGGAUAAUAGACUGCUGUACCUACGAAUUUCAAAUAUCAAUAUAUAUUUUUUUAUGUUUAAAUUAUGUCUCAUCACUAGCUUACACGUGCUAAUGAAAAAAUUAAAUAACUUUAUUCUCAUGAAUGAAUGAAUGCAUUUCAAUGUUAGGCAAAUAGAUAAUACAUAAAACAACCCACUUAUGUUAUUGAAAUGUUUCAUAAUUAUUGAGUAUAAUCCUUUGGAGGCUCGCUUUAAACGAAGUCUAUGUUUUGGCAUUUCUUAUUUCUGAGGGCAGGUUGUUAUAUAUCUGAACUAUUUUUGGGUAGUUAUUUAUCUGUGAAAUGAUAUGCCAUCUUUCGUGAGACAAGACGUUGUAGUACACUUUCCAUAUAAUUUCACUGAACAAUACAGCAUGGUAACGGUAACACGGACAUGUUACUCACAUGUGACUCCUGGCAGUGGACUGGAGAAAUGUAAAAUGCCGGAGCCGGAUGUUCUGUACUAAAGCAUAUCCCCCAGUAGCGUGUUGUGUUUAGGUUGUAUUGGCUGUGGGUUUGGUUUAAAUAUUUUAUAACAAGCAUUGAGUCAAUAAACUCUUAUCUCAAGCUAAUCCAAAAUAUAAGAAAAUCUACUAUUACAAUUAUUGUUACAUAGAUCGAGAAACAUCGUGUCUAUGCGCGCUGUACCGCUACCGAGUUUUUGUAAUUUUCAUAUGAGUUUCAUUAUUUGACCGGUUUUUUGUAUUUGAUAUACGUAAUUGAAGUACAUAAAUAUAUUUUAUUUUGAUUGCCAUACAAAAAGAAGGCAGUUUUUGAAAAUAUUAAUUAACACGGCUUUUCGUAUAUUUUACUACAGAAUUUUAUUAAACAUUUGUUUUAAGGAGCCCUUAAGCCUUUAUAAGAACAUUAUGACUUUAUAAGUGAAUAUAUAGAUGUAAAGUAUCUAAUUUUAUAAAAGCAAUUCUUGCAAUAGUGUUAAGUCUACUAUACUUAUAUUUUCAUUGAAAUGCUUCUAUAUUGCAAGAAUAAUCUAUGUUAUACUUUGCUGUAUCUAGUUUCCAAACCUUUCGUUGUAAUAAUUGUAAUCGCUUAACGAUAUAGUUGAAAGACUUCAAUAUACCAGUGCCUACAAUAUAGUGCAUUAUACAUUUAUACGAGGGCAGCACUGAAAAUUUCGGGAAUCAAGGAAGUGACACAACAUUACCAUUUAAAAAUGUAUUUAUUGCUUUGCUCUAUAAAUGGUAUUCGAUUUUUAAAACCAAGGAGUUUUCAAUUAAAAAGAUUUUAAUAUGACAGGAACAGUGGAAAUAUUCCAUUCCCGAUACUUUUAGUGCAGCGCUCGUAUUAACUGUCGUUAAACAGCGUGGAGCUAGGUUCAGUGACGUCAUCGAAUGAACGUACAGGCCGAAUACUUAACCGUAAUCAUAAAAAGUUUUGUUUUCUUUCUUCUAUGAAACAUAAUACUGUAAUAAUUAUAAUGUUGCCACACUUAUGUUACAAUCUAGUCUAAACUUAGGCUAAUAAGAAGUUCUACUUUAAUUUAUGAUGAUGACAAUGAUGAUUGAAACACUUUUUUAUAAUAUCACUAAAAAACGUUAAGUUAAAAAUAAAAAUUCAUAAUUCACCUAAAUAAAUCAAUUUUUAUGAGAUAUUUCAAUACCAAGUAUUACGAAAAGUUCACUUGGCUAGCUGGAUGCCGCCAUUCCAAUUUAUUAUUCUGCUUCCCAUGCUGUUUAUUUUCUACAACUAAAACUGUGUGGAAUGAUUCUGGUUACGGUGACUUGCAUAAUUUUACAAAAUUUCUAAAAAACUAUAGUAUCGGAACAGAUUGUAAGUAAUCUGUAGCUCAGAGGCUAUAGCACCGAUACCUUCUUCAGGCCUAUUUGUCCUACGCUGGGCUGUAGUAGUUCAGAACACGUAGGUGAGUAGUAGAGUUCUUAGUAGUAGCUCUUUCCAUGUAUUCAUUAAAUGACACCAUUGUACCGCACCGCUUUAAAAAAAAAUUGUUCUUAGAGGAAUAUUAGACGUAAUUGACUUGAAUUUUAGCCACGUUAGAGUUUAUAUUGUGUUUUUAAUACUAAUAAAUGUGGUAUAAAGUUAUACCUGAGAAGAAAACAAAAAUAUCCAAAGUGUUGAGUAUAUCGCUGACAAAACUGUCAACACAAUGAUAAUUGUGAAGUUUUUCGAAUGUCAAGCAGCCUCGCAAAUAAACGCGGGAAACGUUAUACGUCCGAAUAAACCAAUCAUAAGCAAUAUGUCUAUUUGUGAUCAAUUUGCAUAUUCUUGGUUUAUUCUCAGAUAAUUUUAUACCAUAUUUUUUAGUUAAGCCCUUAGCGUCUCUUAAAAAUUGCUAUUUAUUGCGAAGUAAUUAAGUUUGUUUUUGACAACAAUACACAACUGAAGGGUAUGUAAGCGAAUAGAUAAUAAUUAGAAUCAUUACGCAUUGGUUUUAAAAUAUCAACCAAAUCGGGUCUGCCAAAUAAAAUCGCAUUGAUCUCAAAAUAUUGUAUAAGGCAUCUUAAGUUCCUUACAAAGACUCAAAUGGUAUGUCAAAUUUUUAUAACAAUAAUUACAAUACGAAUUUAUGUUACUGCAAAGAAAUUCACUCUUUGGGUUAUUUAAUUAAAAUUUUAAAAAUACAAUCCUUGACCAUAGAUUAUACGUUUUAGAUGAGUCUACACAUUUUAAACUCUUGUAUUUUGUUUAUUAUUAUUCUCAAAUUAUGCUUUAUUUAGUUAAAUGAUUUAUUAAGUUUGAGAAAAUGAUUUUUAGCGUUAUUUUAGGCGUCGUCAUUUGUAUUAUUAUUAUACCACAUAUUAAGAAGAUAACAGAUUGUAAAAGGGUGGGUUUUAUGAAUCUUAACGAGAUAUUAUAGUUUAUAAUCUAACAGCAUGUAAACUUAUUUCAGAUAUAGUGAGUAAAAAUUUUUUUUUUCAAUGUUGGCACUGAUUACCUUACGACAUCAACUGUUAUAGUUAUUUAUGCAACUGUUGGGGUAUUAAAACACGAACGUGGAUUUAUAAUAGGUGAUAAUAGUAUCACACGAGUGUUUUAAUACCUAAUUAUCAACAGUUGCAUACAAGACUUUAUCUACACCCAGAAUAUGAAUCCUCUAAAAGAUUCUGAAACUGUUAGCUUACUGCUAACACAGCCAGUCCUAGUAGUAAUCAUCCAUUACUGAUUAUGUACAAAUAAACUAAGUAUUAAUGAAUUAUUUAUUUUAGUAGUAAUUUACAUUUUUUAUAUUGCAAUAAUUAAAAUUCACUUGGAUAUUAUGUUCUUUUGCAACGUUUAAAUUGAAUCGCUCAUUUUUUGUAAACAUAACAAUAAAAAUAUCGAUGAAAAAUGGCGGGCAUUCGAAUAACCUACUUUAUUUUUACGGCGCGCGACGUACUGGUAGUGAGGAACGCGCGUAAACGAAAAUGUUCUUUUUUUGAAGUUCAUACAGAUACCACGCAUCGAGCAAUAAAAAUGUGGCUGUCUGUUAAAACUCUUUGAGCAUGAAGGGAUUGAAAAAAAAAUAGGAGUGUUGUUAUGAAAUUCAGUAAAACAUCACUCGUUUGGAUGAUGUAAUGGUUACCAUUGGGUGUUUUAAUUUGGCAAUAAGCUAACUGUUUCAGUAUCUUUAAUAGAGGAUUUAAAGCAUGGGUGUAGAUAAAAUAUUAUACAAAUUCAUUGAUGAAUUGACUUAAAAAACUGCAUACCUUGUAAGAAAUAGUUUAAUAUAGAAAUAAGCAAAUUAUAUUGUAUUAUAUGUGCCUAUAUUGUGUUGUGUACCGUCCAUGUGCAAGCCUACUUAGAACAAUUAAAUAACUACAUUUAUACUUAGCAGGAUAAAACAGACAUUAUUAAAUUAAUAUUAUAUACUCGGGCUGUCAAAAUCUCUCGACUGUCACUUGACUUAAGUCGGCUCAAAAAAUUUUUUUGGUAUCUUAUAUAUUCCUUCUAAUGACUAACCGAUUUUGUUUGUCGACGUGAAAAUAUUUUAAUUGGAAAAAUAAUGUUAUGUACACGAAUAAAUUGUAAAAAUAAAUUGAAUGAAAAUUUAAACUAAUUAUGACGUAAUAAAUGCCAUAUUUUUGUCUAUAAUCGAAUGAACCAUAGACUUAGAAAUAUACUAGACAACCUGACAGCCCUAUAAUUUGUGACCAAUUUUGAUUUGUCAAUGUGUGUGUUAGCUAGUUUAGUAGUUUAAUAUUCCAAGCACGGCUGACUGAUUACGACUUGUCAGUCAAAAUCUGUUACAAUAACAAUAGAUUCGCUUUCCUUUGAUACCUUGCCGUAUCUCUAACGGAGAUAUAAUAUCCAGUAAUUUACCAGCGGGAGGCUCCUUUGCACAGGAUGCCGGCUAAAUUAUGGGUACCACAACGGCGGCUAUUUCUGCCGUGAAGCAGUAAUGUGUAAACAUUACUGUGUUUCGGUCUGAAGGGCGCCGUUAAAAAUUACUGGGCAAAUGAGACUUACCCCCUUAUUCAUAAUGGUCCACUAACUUUAAACAGCCGCUAAGGAGUGUUUUUUCUCAUUCUGACUUAGGUCAAUAGAAGAAGACAGAGUGAGAAUUAGCAAUGCUUUAAGUUAGCAGACUAUUAUGAAUAAGAGUGUUAACAUCUUACGUCUCAAGGUGACGAGCGCAAUUGUGCCGCUCAGAAUUUUGUUUUUCAAGAAUUCUGAGCGGCACUCGAGGGCAAGGCGUUUCAGUUACCAUCAGCUGAAUGUCUUGAUCGUCUCGUCCCUUAUUUUCACUUGUACACUUUGUCUAAUGCUAGUAUAUUUUAAGUCUAUGGAAUGAACAUUAUAUAUUUUCCGUUUUGUAUCUCGUAGUAAUAAAUAAUAUACACUCAUUUUAAGACAAAUUUAAAUUUCUGUUAUAUUCAAAAUAUUAAAUGCAAUCGACGGAUUGUUUGAUGACCAUUUUAUAGUUUUUAUUUGAAAUCAAAUUCCCAGGGCAAUAUUUUAGGUAGGAUACCUAAAAAGUAUAUAAUAUGUACGAUAUACAUAGAGAACACAUAUUUACUAUGGUAACAAUAUGUAUAAGCCACUAUAUGUAUUAAAAUGUAUUUUAUAUAAUUGUGUAUAUUGUAAUACAGUAAGUUUUUUUUUGUUUUUAUUCAUUUAACAUUUGGGAUCGACUUACCAAUAAGAGAAACUAUAUAAAUGAGAAUAAGAUAAAUGCAUUGUCUUUUAAUCUUUAUUGCUGACUUGACUGACUUAGUUUUUGAAGAAUCAUUUUAAAAUGUUCACGGUAUACAUAUUUUAGUAAAAAUAGAAAUACCACUUACACAAUAUGAUGAAGUACCACCAAAUGGUUGAUUUUGAAUGUGAGUAAUGUUAAAAAAAAAUAUUCUGGACAGUCAACCAUAAUUGUAUAAACAGGGUUUGUGUUCUGACUAUUGUUACACAUGUAGUGAAAUUGUAAAUAAGGAAUAAAUAUGUUCGUGUUUGUUUUUAUAGCUAAUGAGGAAUGUUCACUUAGUUUGAUUUUUAGCUUUUCGUAUUCUCUACAGAAAAUAUAAAAAAUGUGUGUAAAAAUUAUAUCGAUACUUAAAUUAUUUUUCAAGAUAUCGAAUUAUAAACAUAUGCGCAUGGCGCGAGUUUCGACCGACCGCUGCUCGCAACGUGUGACGUCACAGGUCAACACUAGCGCAGUACUUUGCGCGCUCCGGUACGGGUUAGGAGAUUACGCAAAUAUUAAUUGAAAUGUUUAAUUUAAUUAUAAGAAAGUCAUGUUAGGUGCCGAAAUGUAAAAUCACAACCAUUAAAAAUAAGGAAAUAAAGGAGUGAGUGUUGACCUGUGACGUCAUACAACGACUGCGUGCCCGCACUGAAAAUAAAUAUUUAUGUGAACUUUAGAUGUGUGUAAAAUAUAAACUAAUUGGUAUUUUGAAAUGAAAUUUGAAAAUAAAGUGUAUUUAUAUACAUAAAUAUAGACUUUGUGACAAAGUUUCAAGGUAUUUCGCAAGCAUUCUUCAUUUGUAUUUGGGGUACCAAUGGGGAUGGGGAUUUCAAUUAAAAUACAAGUGUAUUAAACUCGCUUGAUUAUGUGUUUUGGCUGGAAUUUCGAGAUAAAUAAGAGAUUUAAUUUUAUAUUUUCUGAAGUAAACCCGUUGAUAAUCAAAUCUAAACAAAUUUUUUUAAAGUGAUAUCCGCUUCUAGGACUAAUCAUGCAAACGAGUGACAUCUCAAGUCAAUUUCCUAAUAUGGAAUUAUUGAGCUUGAGCAGGUUAUCGACUGUAAAGAAAGAGAGUUGAACAAGACAUAACAAGAUUUAGUUGUUAAGAGCGCUCGCACAGAACCGGAAAGGCGCUGGUUCGAGUCACGCAUCGUUCGUAAAUUUUGGAUACAGAUUUUAUUCGAUGAUAUUCAGUUUAUAUAAGUCCAUGAACCCGUCAUCUAUUGUGUUGCCAUAUUGAAUUGUCAUUGCCUAUAUUUCUCAUAAAAAUGAAGCACCAAUGAUCUGUAUGAAGUUUGGAGUAAGUUAAUCGGCUAUUAAAAUAUAUUAUUGUCAAUAAGGAAAUGGAUUAAAUUGAUUUAUUUUAUUGUCCUUCUGAUAAUGACAUAAAAUAGGAAUAAAUCGACAUCAAUGAGAAGUAUAUUCAAUGACUUGUGUCUUUGAUGUCUCUUUUACUUUAAGUAUUGACUGUUUAUAAUACAAUUGUGGUCUUGAGACAAUGUUUUUAACUAGACCAAGUAUCACUGUACUCACAAAAUUAUCACUUGUUGCACAUUGAACUCAAAAGUUUAUAUGGAAUUGGUAAUAAAUUAGCGUUAUGGGUGUAUGUGUAAAUGCGAUGUAUGCGGUGUUGCCAUAUGUAAAAUUCGCAGUCGUAACAGGGCGUGUGCUAUAUAGUAAGUCAAGAUGCCAUUGUUAAUGUAAUUAUUACGAUAUUUCUCUCCGUGUAGUACAUACAUAAAAUUCUCUUUAUUUAGUA